AUGACUGAAACAGCAGGUAAAUUACUAGGUCACACCGUUCCAGUUUGCCAAUGGAUCCCGCGAGAUUCAUCUAACCCAUCUACAACAGCACCUGCUUACCCACGGUUUCCAAACGCCGUGAGGGAAUGGACCGGAUUCUUUCGAGCU
Racocetra fulgida is the source of this 147-nucleotide messenger RNA. Lineage: Eukaryota; Fungi; Glomeromycota; Glomeromycetes; Diversisporales; Gigasporaceae. The record is from the annotation of a GenBank genome assembly.